GGGGGAGGGGAGUGAGGGAGAUUUGUGUGUAAUCUUCUCAUACAAUGCUCCUCCGAUCACUGGGGCCCAUGACUGUCCUCGGGGGGCCCCGUAUAGAUGAGUGCGGCCGAGGAGGGCCCGGACCCCGCUGAGGACAGCCUGGAAGCCGUCAUACAGAAGUUGACCCUCCGGGUCCUCGGCAUUCCGGAUCAGAGGUCCCUCACUGUCCGCGGUGACAUCAUCAACCCCGUGCCACGCCCCCUUUCGCUUCGUAUCCGACAGAUCGUAACGCAGAACCUCAGUCCCCCCCCGGAGCCAGGUGACACCGCAGACAUGUCCUCCCUCCUCUCCGUACAAGAGGAGAAUCGCAUCCUGCAGCAAGAGCUGUCCCGGGUGGAGGAUCUCCUGGCGCAGAGCCGCGCAGAGAGGGACGAGCUCGCCAUCAAAUACAACGCCAUCAGCGAGAGGCUUGAGCAGACGCUACGAUUGGACAGCGGCGAGCGUGAAAGAGACUCCCUGGAGACGCGGAGCCUGGCGCAGCAGAAUGUAGAGCUCAGGCGGCGGCUGGAGGAAGAACAAGCCGCAUAUAAGCGAAAGCUUCAAGCCUACCAGGAGGGUCAACAGCGGCAAGCCCAGCUGGUCCAGAAGCUGCAAGCCAAGGUUCUGCAGUACAAGAAGCGAUGUGGAGAGGUGGAGCAGCAGUUGUUGGAACGAUCGACAGAGCUGGAGCACGAACGUCUUAGUAGCCGCCUGGAGAUGACCGACUCGCGGCUGCGGCAGGAGGAGGAGACCAGCAACGAGCUGGAGAACGCACUCAUACGCAUGGAGGAGGAGCAACAGAGGAGUUCCAGCCUCACCCAGGUGAACGCCAUGCUGAGAGAGCAGCUGGACCAGGCCAACGCCGCCAAUCAGGCCCUGAGUGAGGAUCUGCGCAAGUUGACAAACGAUUGGACCAAAGCUCGCGAUGAGCUGGAGCAGAAAGAGAGCGAAUGGAGGAGAGAGGAAGAGUCCUUUAACUCGUACUUCAGUAAUGAGCACAGCCGGCUGCUGUCGCUAUGGAGACAGGUCGUCGGGUUCCGCAGACACUUCAGUGAGAUGAAAACGAUGACGGAGAGGGACCUGACGCUGAUCCAGAAGGAAAUGUCGCAGUCUUGCCGCACUCUUCACGCCUCCUGCCUGAACGUCAGCGGGUCCCACCGGCUGGCGGAGAAUAACGGCGUCGCCGCGGUGGAGAGGCAGGCGCUGCAGGUGGCCCAGCUGGACGAGCAGCUGAAGGACAAAGUGCGGCAAAUGAUCCAGCUGCAAGCGGCGUACGACGCGGAGAAGGCGGAGCUUAGCGCCAGGGCGGCAGAACUGAGUAAGACCAUUGAGCGUCUGCAGAGCGACAGCAAGGAAAAAGACCUUCAGAUCAGGAGCCUGCAGGAGAAGGAGAGGAGUGAGAUGAAGGAGCAGAACGUGCUGGUCUUCGAGGAGAUGGAAGCACUGAAGGCCGAGAGAGAAUUUCUACAGGAGACCCUCCGAGAACUCACCCAGGCGGUGCUGAGCGACGCGGACAGCGGCCUGCAGAUCUCCAGCGACAGGACGUCGGAGUUCAUAGAGAGCGAGGGUCCGGGGCUCAGCCUGAGGGGUCUCUCCAGCAGCCUGCGCACCUCCUCCCCCAUCCGCCGCUCUUCCCCGCACCGCAGCUCCUCGCCAAGACGCAGCCUGUCCCCGGCGUUCCGGGACUCGGCACUCUCCGCCGUGCACUCCGCUGUACAGAGGAGACAGCUGCAAGUGCAGGAACUGCGAGGGCGUCUGGAGACCGGACAGGAGACGGUCGGUGCGCUGCGCAAACAGCUGAGCGACGGCGAGGACGAGCGACACGCCCUGGAGCAGAAAAUCGCCCAAACGCAGCAAGAGCUGGACAUUACCAGCGUUGCCAAGGACGACGCCGAGCGCACCGUCUGCAGACUGCGCAACAACCUCGAGCAGAUCAACAGUGAGCGUUCUGCGCUGGAACGGAACAUCCAGAAUCUUCAGGAACAGCAGGAGACGCAGCGACAGGAGGCGGAGAAACUGCAGCUAGCCAACAGCGACCUGCAGCGGCAGAGAGACCUCCUGCAAGAGGAGAAGGAGGACACCUGCCAGGACCGCAGCAGGGUGCUGCGCGAGGUGGAGAGAGGGCACAAGGCCCAGGAGCAGUUGGAGGUGAAGCUGUCCACACUACGGAAGGAGCUGGUAGUGGUGAAGGAAGCUCUGCAGCAGUCCAGCCUGGAGAAGGAAGUGUCUGACGCGGAGAAGGCUGACAUUUCCCAGGCCCUCUCUAAGGCCGAGACCAGCCGGGCUGAGCUGGAGUUGGCACUCAACCGGCAGAGGACAGAGGAGGCCACCCUGCGAGAUGCUUUAUCCAAGAUGAGUGCAUUGAACGAGAGUCUGGCCCAUGACAAGAUGGAGCUGAACAAGUUCAUCGCUCAGCUGGAGGAAGACCGCUCCACCUUGCGUGGGCAGAAGCACGAGGUGGAGCAAGAGAAGGCCUCCAUUCGGGAUGAGCUAGUGCGGCUGGAGCAGGAAAAGCUGGAGCUGGACACAGAGCGUUACGGCCUGGAUAACUCCCUGCAGGCCAUGGAGCAAACGGGCGAGAAACUCCUUCAGGAGCUCCAAUCCCUCCGAAAGGAGAAAGCGCAUUUUCAGGAGCAGCUGGGGCAGGUAACACGGCACAGGAACUCUCUGAGCGAGGAGCUGGUGCAGAGCCGGAAGGAGGUGGAGCAGUAUAGUGAGAGUCUCCUCCGGGGCUCCAGAGAGAAGGAGGUUCUGAUGAAGGACAAGGGCAACCUGGUGGUGCAGCUCACCGCGUGCGAGCGCGAGAACCGAACGCAGUCAGAAGAAAUAGCUGCUCUAAGGACAGACAAGGAGUCUCUGGAGACGACGCUCUUUGAUGUGCAGCAACAACUGACCCACGUCACGUCCCGAAAGGAGCAGCUGGAGGCCGAGAAUCGGAGUCUGCGGCUGGCUAAGGAGGCUCUGCAAGCGGAGGUCGUCUCUUUGCGCCGACAAUUGGAGGCCGAGGUCACCAAACUGGAGCGGGACAAGGAGGCCCUCAGCCUGCAGCUGGUCCAGGCGGAGAAGGAAGCUCACAGCGCCCUGAAGAGCGAACACGAAGCUCAUGAGGAGGACAUGGAACGCCUGCUGAGGGAGAAGGAAGCGCAGCGCCUGGAGCUGGAAUCGGAUAAGGAGCAAUUAUUCCAUCGCCUGACGCAGGAGCGGGAAGAGUUACUGGCCAAAUACGAGAUGGAACGCGAGGAGAUGAGCGAUGAGAUCACAACUCUGCAGCAGGAGCGCGAUGACAGCCUCUUACAGGCCGAGAACGAGAAGCAGCAGGCUCUGUCCCUAAAGGAGUCAGAAAAGGCCUCUCUGAGCGAGAAGCUAAACAACACGCAGCACACGCUGACCGCACUAAGCCUGGAGAUGGAGCGCCAGAAACGGGAUCACCAGAGCAGACAGGAGCAGGACCGGAGCACCAUCAUUAAUCUGAGCUCCGAGGUGAAAACCCUGCAGGAGAAGUACGAGGAAUCGCUGACAUCUCUAGAUAGAGAGCUAAAGAGACUCAACGAGCAAAUCCGAGAGACGGGGAAACAGCGGGAGGCGGCACUGCGCGAGGUGGAUGAACUGAAGACUCAGCUCUGUGUAGUCGAAGACGGCCGGGACGCCGUGCGGCGGGAGCUGAUCGAGGCCCACCGGCGGGUGCGCGAGAGUCACGAGGCGGCGGAGGUACAGAAGAAGGAGGCCCAGGACCUGCGCAGGUCUCUCGGCGACGAGUCCAAAGAGAAGGAGGCGGUGCAGAGGUCCAACGAGGAGCUGCGUGGAGCGGUACGCCGGGCGGAGAGCGAACGCAUUAGUCUGAAACGGGCCAACGAAGAGAAGGAGCAGAGGCUGUCUGUGCUGGAGGAGGCCAGAGCCGCCACAGAGAAGGAGGCCACCGAUCUACGCGGCAACCUGCGGGAGGUGGAGAGGUCGCGUCUGGAGGCGCGGAGAGAACUGCAGGAUCUGCGGCGGCAGCUGAAGGUUCUGGAUGACGAGAGCACAAAGCGCAGCCGAGACUUGGCGGAGGCGCAGGCGCGCCUUUCUAUGUGCGAGCAGCGAGAGGAAGAUCUGCGCAAAGACAACUUCUCCUUAAAGCAGAAGCUGGUGGAGACGGAAAGCGGCCGGGAAGCCGCCAGGAAGGAGCUUGGCACGCUGCAGAGGAAGCUGACCGAGGUGGAGAGCGACUUUGGCCUGCGGGAAAAGGAACUCCAGGGCAGCUUGGAGGAGGCUCGGGGCAACGAGAAGAAACUGCUGGACAACACCCGCAACCUGGAGAUUAAAGUCGCAGCAUCGCAGGAGGAAGUGGCUCAGCUGAGCCUGAAGCUGAGCGCCAGCGAGGGGCGGGUCAACGGGCUGGAGGUGGAGCUGGCACGCCUGGAAGGACAGAAGAGGGAGACAGAAUACAAACUCAGCAGCCUGCACUCCGCUCUGAGGAGAACUCUUGGGAUUGGCCGAGCAGGACGCACGCCGAGUCCGGCCGUCAGGGGGCGCAGUAGCUCACCCCGCAGAGUGUUCUCCCCACUAAAAGGAUUUGAUAAUACAUACACAACAACUACUGACGGACGAGGCAGCCCCAUCCCCCGUACAGGCAGCCCGGAGCGCAGCCGCACCCCGGAUCGCUCCGCCUCUCCUACGCGAGGGGAGCAACCGUCAGCCGAUAUCGACCCCGAGGUCAUCCGCACCGCCCUGCGAGACUUCCUGCAGGAACUCCGGGACACUCAGAGAGAGAGGGAUGACCUGCGUACUCAGCUGGGAACGGCGUCCCGGCAGCUGGUGGAGGUCGAGGCCGAGCGAGACGGAGCGACUACACGAGUUCAGCAGCUGCAGAAAGUGUUGUCGGAGAUGGAGGAGGGUAAGCGCGGCGUGGACUGUAAGCUCAGCAAUACCCAGACCACCCUCAUCCUGCAGGAGGAGACUCUGCGACGCACUGAGAGGGAGCGCAGGUUGGCCCUUGAGAAAGCAGCCAGCUUGGAGCGCAGCCUGCAAACGGCAGAGAACGAGCACAGGGCGGCCCAGGAAAAACUCAAUAAAUCAAAGCCAAUGAGGCCAAGCUGGACGGCGACAAGCGGCGGUCUGAAAGAAGUGCUGGACGCCGCCGAGAACCGGAACACCAAACUGGAGGUUUCCCGCCGGGGCCUGGAGGGGGAGCUGCAGAGGGUGAAACUGGUGCUGGGCGACCGAGAGGUCGAAAUACAGGAACUGCAGCAGCGGGUAGAAAAACUACAGAGACAGUUGGCGGACAGCGAGGGGAAAGUGAGUACCCUGCAGCUCUGCGUGGAGCGUCUGAACGCGACUCUGGGGAAGGUUCAGGAGAGCGAGUCCUCCUUGAAGGAGAAGAUCCAGAGUCUGACCAGCUCCCUCUCCGAAUGUAAUUCCACCUCCAGCUCCUCCCACGAGAAGGUCGGACAACUGCAGAAGCUGCUGACCGCCAGCGACCACGAGAGGCGCAUCCUGCAGGAACGUCUGGAAGCGGCGCGGCUGGCUGUGUCGGACGGGAAGAAGCAGAACGCGGCGUUUCUCGAGCAAAUUCAGGAGCUGCGACGAGGUGGCCGAGGGAGAACUUCAACGGAUGGAGAUGGAGGGACAAGUGCGACAAAUGCAGGAGCUCCUGCGACAGCGUCAGGAGAGCGAAG
Messenger RNA from Rana temporaria (common frog), 5672 nucleotides. It is a transcript of the gene CROCC, whose product is annotated as ciliary rootlet coiled-coil, rootletin. Lineage: Eukaryota; Metazoa; Chordata; Amphibia; Anura; Ranidae. The record is from RefSeq and is a predicted model, not a curated record.